Lodderomyces beijingensis is the source of this 1185-nucleotide messenger RNA. Lineage: Eukaryota; Fungi; Ascomycota; Pichiomycetes; Serinales; Debaryomycetaceae. The record is from the annotation of a GenBank genome assembly.
AUGUAUCGACAAUACCGACUGAUUGCCAGUAGAAAACUCCCGCUAUGGAAUCAGCCGCUACGUUGCCACCGACUAAAAAAGAACACGCGACUGUUGCAGAGAUGCUAUUCGUCCUCGUCCAUCUUUAGGGGAGCACGAAACUACUUUCUAGGCUUUGGCAACUCGGAAGACGAGACACCUAGAGACACUGUUGAUGAGAGUAUCCCCUAUGUCCAGUACCCUUUAUUCACAAGAGAGCAGUUGAAAAAGAUUGUCGCCGACAAGUACAAGUUUGACUUUGGUUAUGCCUCGUUUGGAUUCCACUCAGACUCGAUAGUCCCGUCCAUCAACUCGCUAAGCGACUUGACCGACCCGACCCAGCUAAACUCGCUAUUACCAAGAAGAAGACCCCAGGGCUCGCCUAGUGAUACCCUCAGCGUCAAGGCAGGCGACGAUACCAUGCUUGUUUCUCCCUCGGUCUUGGCCAUCGCCGAUGGCGUUAGUGGCUGGGAAAGCGACGGCUCCCUCGCCAACUCGGGCAUCUGGUCCCGAUCCAUUGUUGAGACGUUUAGCAGACUAAUGACGGAAUACAAAAUCAGCCAUUCUCCGCACCACUUGAAACGAAGAGAUAUCGAGGAAAUAUUGGAUGACUCCUUUUUGCACACAUCGCACCUUAUGGACUUGCAAAAGCUAAGCGGCUCAUCGACAUUGAUCUUGGGCAUGAUCAGCGGCGACCGGAUUUUGAUGAUCAGUGUGGGUGACUCCAAAAUCUUCAUCAUUCGAGAGAAUAAAAUCAUUGCUACAAACAAGGAGGAAAUGGGCGAAGGCUUUUGUCCAACUCAAAUCGGCACAAACACAAUGUCCAAAAUGCCCUCUGACUUUGCCUGGAUUGAACUGUUCAAACUACAAGAGAACGAUUACAUCGUGGUGUGCUCCGACGGAAUCACCGACAACUUGUACGAGGAAGAAAUCGUCAGCUACAUCAGCGAGUUUGUCAAUGUCAAAAAGAACAACUUGAAAACUGUGGCAAACAAAUUGCUCAUCAAGGCUAAGGAAGUGGCGUUUGACGACUAUGCAUACACCCCAUACAAUGAAAAAGUGAACCUGGUUCUAAACAAAAACUCGGGAAGCACACACCACAGUUGCGGCGGCAAAGUCGAUGACAUGUCCAUCGUGGUGGCAAAAGUGGUAUUGAAUGGGAAAUAA